This is a messenger RNA of Carlito syrichta (Philippine tarsier), 6570 nucleotides long. Its product is annotated as WD repeat- and FYVE domain-containing protein 4-like. The transcript has 38 exons. The coding region runs from base 1 to 6570 and encodes 2189 amino acids. Lineage: Eukaryota; Metazoa; Chordata; Mammalia; Primates; Tarsiidae. The record is from RefSeq and is a predicted model, not a curated record.
AUGGCUGAAGCUGUGAGGGUGGACAAGUUGAUGGCCUUUGGGAUGCACCUGGGGACAGAAGCUGAGUCAUGGGCCUGGGAGCACUCUGUUGGGAUCAUCUGUUUUCCUAGUCUCCAAAGACUGGCAGAAGAGGUUUCCGAACAGCUUGUCCAAGAACUGCAGAAGGCCCUUGUGGGGAAGCCUGCAGAGCAAGCACGGGUGGCAGUGGGGAAGUUGCUGCGGUGGAGGGGAGAUGUGGACCAGGGUGGCUACCUGCUCCUGAAGUCGGUGUAUGUGCUCACAGGUACAGACUCGGAGACACUGAGCAGAGUUGCUGAGUCUGGGCUUCCAGUCCUGCUCCUACAGUGCCUUUACCUCUUCUUUGUCUUCCCUCUGGAAAAGGAUGAGCUUUUUGAGAAUGAUGUUCAAGUUCAGAGGAUGUUUGUGCAGAUGUUGCUCAACAUUUGCAGCGAGCCUCAAGGUCUGGAGGGACUCCUCUCAGGAAGUGAGCUCCAGUCUCUACUGAUUGCCACGACCUGUCUUCGAGAGCACAGCUGCAGCUUCUGGAAAGAGCCCACCUUCUGUGUGCUGAGGGUGAUCUCCAAGGCCCAGAACCUCAGCGUCAUCCAAUACCUGCAGGCCAUGGACUGUGUCAGGCUUUCCCUCCAGAACCUCUCCAGGCUCGCAGACACUCUCCCUGCCCCUGAGGUGAGCGAGGCUGUGAGCCUCAUCCUGGGCUUCGUGAAGGACUCCUACACGAUCUCCUCGGCUCUCUUCCUGGAUUUUGAGAAUGCGGAGGGUUACCCUUUGCUGCUCAAAGUGUUACUUCGAUAUGAUGGGCUGACCCAGAGCGAAGUGGACCCGCACCUGGAGGAGCUCCUUGGGCUGGUGGUGUGGCUGACAACCUGUGGAAGGUCAGAGCUGAAGGUGUUUGAUAGCAUCACUUACCCUCAGCUUGAAGGCUUCAAGUUUCAUCACAAGUCUUCUGGGGUGACCGUUAAGAAUCUUCAGGCCUUCCAGGUCCUGCAGAAUGUUUUCCAAAAAGCCAGCAACUCUGUCCUCUGCAUACAAGUCCUGUCGGCCAUUAGGACCAUGUGGGCCUGGAAUGCUCGAAACUUCUUCCUGCUGGAGUGGACCCUGCAGCCCAUCUCCCAGUUUGUGGAGAUAGUGCCCCUGAAGCCAGCCCCAGUGCAGGCACACUUCUUCCAGCUGCUGGAGGCCCUCGUGUUCGAGCUGCACUACGUGCCCCAUGAGAUUCUGCAGAAGGUGCAGCAACUGAUCAAGGAGAGCUCGGAGACUUCCUGCACCCUUGUGGCCCUGCGGAGUAUCCUCAGCAUUGCUGGUGGUGACCUGCUCUUCACUGACAUCUUCCGGGACUCAGGGCUCCUGGGCCUGCUGCUAGCACAGCUGCGGAAGCAGGCCAAGAUCAUGAGGAAGUCAGGAAACAAAGAGUGUGCUCCUGGCACUCAGGAUCUAGAACGAGAACUCACCUGUGUGAUGCUGAGGACUGUGGUCACACUUCUGAAAGGCUCGGUUCGGAAUGCGGUUGUCCUGAAAGACUAUGGAAUGGUGCCAUUCAUCAAGAUCUUCCUGGACGAUGAGUUCUACCGGGAAGCCUCACUCAGCAUCUUGGAGCAGCUCUCAGCCAUCAACACUGAGGAGUACAUGAGUAUCAUUGUGGGUGCACUGUGCUCGUCCACUCAAGGGGAGCUGCAGCUGAAGUUGGAUCUCCUGAAGUCUCUGCUCCGGAUCCUGGAGACCCCCAAGGGUCGUGCUGCUUUCAGAGUCUCCAGUGGGUUCAAUGGGCUGCUGUCCCUGAUUUCUGACCUGGAAGGCUCCCUCCAUGAGCCCCCACUACAAGCGUGGGGGACAGUGUCUGCCGACCAGACGCUGGAGCUUGUGCUGCAUACUCUCUGUGCUGUGUCUGCGGCGCUGCACCAGGACCCUGUCAACAGUGACUUCUUCAGAAGGAACAGGCUCUUUGAGAAACUGACUGAGGACCUCUGCUUGCUGGGCUGUUUUGGGGUCCCAGAGGAAGAGGACACCCCUCUGCACUCCUGGGCUGACACAAAGACCAGGUCAUUUGCUGAUUUUUUGAGUGCUGCCUUUUCCCCUAGCAGCUUACUUCCAUCCCAGAUACAAAGCUGCCUACAGAUCCUCAGUUUCCUGGAUGGCAUGGUCAGUGGCACCCUCCACCUGCGCAGGGAUCUGAAGGAAUCUCUCAGGGCUGGGCAGAAGCCAGUUGUGGAAGUCCAGAAGGGAGAAACCCGCAGUGACCUCCAAGGCAACUUCAAGCGGUGGCCAGACCUGGAGGAGAGGAUGGAUGAAGGUGAUGCUGUGAUCAUGAAUCCUGGGAUCAUGUGUAUCAUGGUGAGGCUGCUGCCUCGGUUGUACCAUGAAGAUCACCCACAGCUUUCUGAAGAGAUCCAGUGCUCCCUGGCCAAUCACAUUCAGUCCCUGGUGAAAUCAGAGAAGAACCGCCAGGUCAUGUGUGAGGCAGGGAUGCUUGGGACCCUCAUGACUUCCUGCCACAAGGUCAUGACCAUCUGCAGCAACCCUCUACACUCACGCCUCAUCAGGAUUUUUGAAAAGCUUGCUUCCCAAGCCAUCGAGCCGGAUGUAUUAAGACAGUUUCUAGGUCUUGGAAUUCCCCCACCUCUGUCAUCUGCAAUGAAAAUCCUCAAUGCGUCUCAUUUGCACAGAAGCAACUCAGGAUGCUCAGGAUCACAGACUGCAGCACCAGGAGUGGCUGAAGGACCUUGUGGAGCUGCCCCAGAUGUCAGCCCACACCUGGGAGUUCAACAGGCCCUGAGGCUCUCGGGGGUGUCUCAGGGUUCAACCACUGCCCUUCAGACAGCACUGAGUCUCAUCUCCAUGACUUCCCCACGAAACCUGCAGCCUCAGAGGGCAGCCUUGGCUCCGUCUUUUGUGGAAUUUGACAUGUCUGUGGAAGGUUAUGGUUGUUUGUUUAUUCCGACCCUGUCUACGGUUAUGGGAGCCAGUACUGAAUACUCCAUCUCUGGAGGGAUUGGGACAGGUGCUGCCAGAUCAUUCCCUCCACCCGGGGGCCUGACUUUCUCCUGCUGGUUCAUGAUCAGUCGGCUUGCGGCUGUCACUGAUGGCCAUCCACUGCACUUCCUAACCCUGGUACGCCACUUGGCCAGGACCGAGCAACCUUUCAUCUGCUUUUCUGUCAGCCUCUGCCCGGAUGACCUCUCCUUGGUUGUGUCUACAGAAGAGAAAGAGUUUCAGCCCCUGGAUGUCAUGGAACCUGAGGAUGACUCUGAGCCCUCAGCAGGACGCCAGCUUCAGGUCAGGUGUGGCCAGCUCCUGACUUGUGGUCAGUGGCACCACUUGGCUGUGGUUGUCACUAAAGAAAUGAAAAGAAACUGUACCGUUUCCACCUAUCUGGAUGGGCAGGUCAUUGGCUCAGCCAAGAUGUUGUAUAUUCAGACCUUACCAGGACCUUUCCUCUCAAUGGAUCCAUCUUCAUUUGUGGAUGUUUAUGGAUAUAUUGCUACCCCUCGAGUUUGGAAACAAAAGUCAUUGUUAACUUGGCGUGUUGGCCCUACAUACCUCUUUGAAGAAGCCGUUUCAGUGGAAACUCUGGAAGUUAUUAACAAACUUGGCCCAAGAUACUGUGGUAGCUUCCAAGCUGUGUUUGCCCAAGGAGAGGACCUGGACAGUGAAGCCAUGCCUCUUGUUGCAGAGGAAAAGAUUUCCUUUGGACUUCACAUAGCCAGUUCCUCCAUCACCAAUGUAGCAGACAUCAGAAAUACUUACAAUGAGGUGGAUAGCCGCCUGAUUGCCAAAGAGAUGAACAUUUCAUCCCGUGACAAUGCUGUGCCUGUGUUCUUGCUGAGAAAUUGUGCUGGCCACCUGUUGGGUUCUCUGCGGACCAUUGGAGCUGUUGCUGUGGGUCAAUUAGGGGUGAGAGUGUUCCACUCUAGCCCUGCUGCCAGCAGCCUGGACUUCAUUGGCGGGCCUGCCAUUCUCCUGGGUCUCAUCUCCUUAGCGACAGAUGACCACAUGAUGUAUGCAGCUGUGAAAGUUCUGCACUUGGUCCUGACCAGUAAUGCCAUGUGUGACUGCCUGAUGCAACACAUCUGUGGGUACCAGAUAAUGGCAUUUCUCCUGAGGAAAAAGGCCUCUCUCCUAAACCAUCGGAUUUUUCAGCUGGUCCUCUCAGUUGCUGGCACUGCAGAACUGGGCUUCAGGUCAUCUGCUAUCACCAAUAUCGGUAUCUUCCAGCACAUCCUCUGCAAUUUUGAGCUCUGGAUGAAUACUGCAGACAACCUGGAGCUUGCCCUCUUUUCCCAUCUUGUGGAGAUUCUUCAAUCACCAAGGGAAGGACCCAGGAAUGCUGAAGUUGCCCACCAGACACAGCUUAUACCCAAGCUUGUCUUCCUCUUCAAUGAGCCGAGCCUUACCCCCUCCAAGAUCACCACCAUCAUUGCCAUCCUGGGCUGUCAACUGAGGGGCCACUUUAGCAUCCAGGACUUGCUCAGGAUCGGGCUGUUUGUUGUGUACACCCUCAAGCCUUCAUCAGUGAACGAGAGGUCGAUCUGUGUGAAUGGAGCCCUGGACCCCUCCUUGCCUGCUGGAAGCCAAACAUCUGGAAAGACAAUCUGGCUCAGAAACCAGUUGCUGGAGAUGCUGCUCAGUGUAAUAUCUUCUCCCCAACUUCAUUUGUCCCCUGAGUCAAAGGAAGAGAUGUUUCUGAGCCUAGGGCCAGACUGGUUCCUGCUGCUCCUGCAGGGCCACCUGCAUCCCAGCACCACUGUGCUGGCACUGAAGCUGCUGUUACACUUCCUUUUACACCCCACCCUCCGUGGAAGAUUUAAAGAUGGCCUGUCUGCGGGAUCCUGGGUGGAACGCAGCACUGAGGGCAUGGACAUUGUGAUGGACAACCUGAAGAGCCACCCUCCAUUGCCUGAGCAGAGCCCCUGCCUUCUUCCUGGGUUCCGCGUCUUGAACGACUUUCUGGCCCACCACGUUCACAUUCCGGAAGUCUACUUCAUCGUUUCCACCUUCUUCCUGCAGACACCACUCACAGAGCUGAUGGACGAGCCCAAAGACAGUCUUGAUGCCAUGCUCCAGUGGCUCCUGCAGAAACACCACCAAGAAGAAGUACUCCGGACUGGGCUGUGCACAGAAGGUGCUCUGCUGCUCCUGGAAAUGCUGAAAGCCACCAUAAACCAGUCCUUGGCAGGUACAGAAGACGGCGCCUGGGAACAGUCCUUCCCAGCCAGUGUGCUGAAGUUCCUUAGCCUUGUGCACCACAACUACCCCCAGGACCCAGCAUGGCAAGCCCCAGAGUUCCUCCAGACCUUGGCCACAGCCACCUUCCCUCUUGGAACCCAAAAGGGGGCUGGAGCUGAGUCCACCUGGAACGCCAGCAGUCCUGAGGCCCCAACUAAAAGCGACAGCACUGUGGAGGGUCACCAGGCUCCUGCCAAGUCACAUCCUGCUCGAAGGCAACUAAGGGAGUUCACACAGCUCCUCUUGAGGGAGCUCCUGCUUGGGGCCACCAGUCCCAAGCAGUGGCUGCCCUUGGAGGUGAUCCUGGAGGCUUCUCCAGACAAUGCCACCAGCCAACAGAAGCGAGACUUCCAGUCUGAAGUCUUGCUUUCCACCAUGGAAAUAUUCCACGUAAUGAGUGGAGUCAAUGCACCAGUACUUAGAGGCAGUAAGGAGUCUCAGCCCAGUGCAGAAGCUGUUGCUGCCCCUUCACUUGCAAAUGUCUCCUACUUCACCCAGAAGCUGGUGGAGAAACUGUAUGGUGGGAUGUUCUCGGCAGAUCCCAGACACAUCUUUCUCUUCAUCCUGGAGCACAUCAUGGAGAUCCUCGGUCCCCAUUACAUGCUGGAGACCUUUUCUGAAAAGCCUCUGUGCACCUUUUGCUUGAGACUUCCCUGUGUCAUCGAGACUGCCUCUUCUCAAAGGGACACUGUUGUCAGUGCUCUAUACAGCAGUUUAAAUAAAGUCAUUCUUUAUUGCCUCUCCAAGCCCCAGCAGUCCUUCUCUGAAUGCCUCAGUCUUCUCAGCACCCUGGGCUUUCUACAGGAACACUGGGAUGUUAUCUUUGCUACCUACAAUUCCAAUGUCAGCUUCCUCCUGUGUCUCAUGCAUUGCCUUUUACUGCUCAAUGCAAGAAGUUAUCCAGAAGGAUUUGGUUUGGAUCCCAAGCCUAGAAUGUCUCCUUAUCAUCAAGUCUUCCUUUCCCCAAAUGAAGACGUGAAAGAAAAAAGAGAAGACUUCCCAAGUUUGAGUGAUGUCCAGCACAACAUCCAGAAGGUAGUGCAGACUCUCUGGCAACAACUUGUGGCACAGAGGGGACAGGCACUGGAGGAUGCCCUCAAGACUGAUCUCUCUGUGAAACCUGGAGAAAGCGAAGUGAAGAUUGAAGACGUCACUCCACUCUGGGAGGAGAUGAUGUUCAAGGCCUGGCAGCAUUACUUAGGUCUCUGUCCACUUGGUUCCAGGGAAUGGGAACUCCUGGGUCUCAUAAAGCCACAAUCCUCCAAGGUUCCACUCAGGGCCCACAGCCUUUUCCACCCAGACCCUAUGCCUUAUCCCUUCAGUGGAUAG